This is a messenger RNA of Merops nubicus (carmine bee-eater), 449 nucleotides long. Its product is annotated as protein quaking-like. Gene Ontology annotation, cellular component: nucleus. The record is from RefSeq and is a predicted model, not a curated record. The annotation marks the transcript as partial. The transcript is spliced from 4 exons. Lineage: Eukaryota; Metazoa; Chordata; Aves; Coraciiformes; Meropidae. Gene Ontology annotation, biological process: regulation of mRNA splicing, via spliceosome. Gene Ontology annotation, molecular function: mRNA binding.
GCAGAGUACGGAAAGACAUGUAUAACGACACAUUAAAUGGUAGUACGGAGAAGAGAAGUGCAGAAUUACCAGAUGCUGUGGGACCUAUUGUACAGUUACAAGAGAAACUAUAUGUGCCUGUAAAAGAAUAUCCAGAUUUUAACUUUGUUGGAAGAAUCCUUGGGCCCAGAGGACUAACAGCUAAACAGCUUGAGGCAGAAACAGGAUGCAAGAUAAUGGUCCGAGGGAAGGGCUCAAUGAGGGACAAAAAGAAGGUCUCCUUUAAGAGCAGAGACAACCACGAUCCAGCAGUUUUGGAGGUAGAGGAAGAGCAGAACCGAGGCAAGCCCAACUGGGAACACCUGAACGAAGAUUUACAUGUCCUCAUCACUGUGGAGGAUGCUCAGAACAGAGCAGAAAUAAAACUGAAGAGGGCUGUUGAAGAAGUAAAAAAGUUACUGAUACCUGCA